AUGCCAUCGGUAACUGGAAAGCUGCAAAAUAGUAAUGACUAUAGACCUCUAGAAAGUUGCUUUGCCAGAAGCGUGAUACAUCUACAGAAACAUCUCGCUAAACAACAACAAUAUCAUGAAGAAUUUUAUGAACAGUUACUUGUCCCAAUCUUCGAUUUUUAUCCAAUGGAUAUUUUAAAGCAGCUCUUUAAUGAGGAGAACCAAAAAAAAGUGGUACGUUAUUUGCAGGAAGAACUGAAGAGGUAUCCGGAGUUAGAUUUAAAGACAGGUCCUCAUUAUGUAGCAAAGACAAUCAAGAAUGACCUCAGCUCAAUGGAUUCUGAAUAUAUAAUUUCCAAAAUAAAAUUAAUUCUAAUCACUAAGGCAAUUGAUGGUGUCUGUCGAUUUUUAAAUUAUAGCUACGAGGAAGGUUUGCACGAAUUUCGAAAAUGUUUACAAUUUGUUUACUAUUUGAAAAAUAUUCCCCUUCAAACAAAUCAAAAGUAUAUUAAUUUCAUACGCCAAUAUGAACUUACAAUUUCUCUUUACUGUGGCGAAUGUAUCAUUAAUUAUGUAAAAAUGAAAGGUAAUAGGUGGUCCAAGGAUGAAUGUUUGAAGGGACAAUUAGAUGAAGUGGGUAUUUUACAAAGUUUACUUUGCGGUAUUGUUGAUAAUAUGGAUUUACUUGCAACGACUUAUCGUGGUGUCAAGGACAAGUAUGUCCUUAGUCAGAUUUUUCAACAAGUUGGCGAUAUUCACGAAGUGAUAGCAAUUCUGAAGGGUAAUUAUUCUGAGUACGAACAAGAGCACUCCUUGAAUAAUUUCGCAUUAAGCGUCGAUAAUGAAGAUAUUGCAAAUAUGAUCCCAAAAUAUAUCAUCUCAAUGACUUUUAAGCCAAGUGGAGAUUCAUCGGCCCUUUAUUGUUUGGAUAAAAUAAUUGAAGGCAUUGUUCUGUAUGGAGAAUUUCAAGUAGAGAUAAUCAAAUUUUUCGUUGAUUUACGACUAUUUUAUCAACAAGCUUAUAAUUGGAUCGAGGCAGAUGUUAUCAUUUAUCGAGAUGAACUAAUGGAAGAAUGUGUUUUAUUUGCUAAAAAGAUAAUAGAAGACUGGGAACGCUUUAAUGACACUACUAAAUUGGAUAGACAAAGUAUAACGACACAUUUGCCACGAAUUCUAUUGAAGACUUUGAGAGGUUCAAUUAUAAUGGUUGAAGAAAUAUCUGAUAUUGAAAGUGACAGUGAUAAUGAAACAAGCAGUCAAAUGAUAUCAAAUCACAAAUAUAAAUAUGAAAUCAUUUCUAAGCUGAAAUUUAUGAAAUUAAGAGUUAAGCAGAAAUGGAAUGAUGGUAUUCACUCUCGUCAUUCACAUAAAUCUGAUAAAUAUAAAAAACGCUGGGAUUUAGGAGUUGAAUGGAUACGCCUUUGGCAGAAGGGAUAUUCUGAACAUAAUGAUACUAAGGUUGACGGAAUGGCGACCUUCCUUCUAGAACAGUUCUAA
Molecule: messenger RNA, 1476 nt
Organism: Naumovozyma castellii
Lineage: Eukaryota; Fungi; Ascomycota; Saccharomycetes; Saccharomycetales; Saccharomycetaceae
Gene: ADY4
Product: Ady4p
Exons: 1
Coding region: 1-1476 (491 amino acids)
Source: RefSeq, a predicted model, not a curated record